CGAUACCCAGCAACACCUUCAGCUGACUUUGGGCGUGCAGAUAAAUUUAAUUCUCGCAGUUAUGCAGUUCAGUAUACACCAGUGACGCAUACUACCAGACAAAUAAUGCAGCAUGUGGCUUCUGAUUCCUUUUUGAAAAGUGCGUUCUCUCCUAACUUUAUUACACUGUUGUUUUUUACAUUUCUUGUGUUUCAGGAGACUUUUUAUUAAAAGGUGUAUUUUGCUUGUACUGAAUAUUUGUUAGAUAUUAAUCUAUAAUGCCAGAUGAUGCUAGUGCCAGUCCACUUGGGUGGUGCUAAUGAAUAUCAUGGUGCAGAGUCUCUCUUAUGGCCAUAUGCCACUCAGUGCAGAAGAGAGGAUGUGGGGGACGCUAGGAUGCCAGUUAUGGCUCUCCAGUUUCUGACGGCCAGUCUGCACUGCAGUUGGCCUGGUGUCUUUUUUAAGAGCAUCCUUGGGGCUGCUUUAACUUACUCCAUUGGCUCGGAAUCUCUAUAUUCAUUUUUCAUUAUUUUUUUUCUUCUUGCUCUCUCUGCUUCUGUUUUUUAGCAGUUGCUACAUAUUUGUUUUUCACUCCUCUCUUGAAUGAAAUGCUGUCUUAACAUUCAAGUUAAAGUUCCUGACUCACGAUUUUGAAGUGCACUUAACAUUAGACAAAGUGACUCCGUUCUUCCCUAGUUUUGAUGGUUUAUUUUGCUUGUCAUAAAAGUGACAGUCAUCUGAUGUUUUGAUAGUCAAUAGUAAACAUGAGCAUUUAUUUUUCUUGUAUAUCACAGGUGUACAUAUUGUUGGAGAGAAUGCUGAAGAACAAACAGAGCUGGAAAACACUACUAUGGCAUUCUAUGAAUUUAUAGAAGUUAAAUUUAAUGACGCUUUCUCUUAUGAGAUAGCUUCCCAUUGGAAUUCUGAAUUCCAUUUGCAAAGGGACCAUAUGGAUCAUCAUUCAGGUGAUUUUUCCCAUUUAACACAAAUAAUUGUGAAUUUUAAUAAUUUUAAUCUUUCAAUUUAAUCACCAAUUAUAAUAGUUGAAGUGAGAUUAAAAUGUAUGUAAGUAUAAAUUUAGUGUUCAAACAACUAUUUUCUAAUAUUGAUUCUUGUAUAUGGGAUAUCUGUCUACUUGGAAUGGAUUGUUGGGUGACUCUGGCCACAGGCAUUCACAGAAGUUGCUAACUUGGUCAAAGUUUCAGCACCCAGUGGCACCCACUCAGUAUACUCAGGAAUAGAUCUGUUUGGGACUCAGAAUUCUGUUCCACGGAAAAUUCUGAUAUUUAAAAAACAAAAAAAAUUUCUCCAUUGGAAUGAAAAGUUGAAAUUUCAAAAUUUCUCACAAAACCGAAUUUGGGCAGGGGGAUUGGUUUGGCUCAUUUGAAAUGUUUUGUUUCUGUUUAAACUUUUAAAAAUAUUUUAUUUUUUUAUUUUAUUUCAGAAUUAGAGUUUAAUUUUUUUUAUUUAUAAUUGAAAAGAAAAUAAUUGGUGUUAUAAUUGAAAAUUGGCCUUCUAACUGGUAAUUGGUUUGCUCAUUGGUAAUUGAUAUUCCAACUAGUAACAGGUUUGCUUCUGGGUUUGGUAAAUAAGUAUAGUAAUUGGCAUAAUAUAAAAUAUAUAGAAAUAAUAUAAAAUAACAUAUUUAGAAACAAGAAGUCAUUUCAAAAUAAAACACCAAUAAGGACCUUAUUGAAGCACUUUCUUCCUGAAUGAAAUUUCAUCAAAAAUGACACAUUUCCCCCCACAAUGUUGACAUUGACAAAUUGACAUUUUCUGGCUGAAAAACAUACCCCUGGAAAAUUUUCGGCCAGGAACUGCCUCACAAACCCAGUGUUCUGUAAGCCCCAGUGGUACAAGCACGGUGGUAUGGUCCUGCCCCCUACCCUUCCACGCAGCUGCAUCUCCUGAGUCCUCCUGCCUGGGGUCUGUACAGCAGAAGUCUCUGGUGCAGCAGGAGAAGGACAGAGCCCUGCCACCGGACUGGGCACAAGUCACCUGGGGAUCACAUAGAGAGGUUACAUGCUCCCCCCCUUGUGUCCCUUCCCAUGAGUCCAGCGUACCAGCAAGAAAUGAUUUCUACUUGCACCACUGGUUAAUCCCUGUGGGAUUCUCAUGGGACAAUGGGAUUGCCUUAGACUUUGAUCUGGCAGACGGCUUUUCCUCUCUCCCAUAUCUCUUGCUUUCCGUCCCCCUCGCCCUCCCUUCAGCCCUGGCAGCCUGCACUCUAAUGAACAUUAGUGAUGAGGCAUUUUGUGGAGGAGGCAGGUGCAUCUGGGCUUUAACCACCAGCAUUUACAGCCUCUCUUCCUCUGGCAGGGAGCAAACCCCCCAAACCUGCCAUUCUGGAAGUCAGCAGGAUCUCUCACAUCCCUGAAUGCUGUGAUCUUUCCUGACCCCUUUUAUGAGCUAGCACCCGGUGCUUUGGGAGCCUAUGGGCACCAGUGCCCAGAAUUUCCAGAGUGCUCAGCACCCGUUGUUUCCCAGAGUGACUGCUGUGUGCUGAGCUCCUCUGAAUACGUGGCCUCAGACUUUGUGACCAUCCAAAGCCUUGUUCCUUGGGGAAAGCAUUUUCAGAGUCUACUAGCUCUGUGGAAACAGGCAGCUGCUCUGGCUUCAUAUUUUAUGAUGACGUCACUUGUGCUGUUAGUCAACAGUGGACUUCAGGAUUUGUUCCCCUGCAAGCAAACAUUGACGCUGCUAUCAUUCAAGUUGCAUCAAACCACUCAGUGAUGGAAGAGCUGCAAUCAGUCACUGCUGUACAGAUGAGGAUACCUCCCUUUCGUAUUGCAGAAGGCAUUAACUAUGACUUUUUGGUUGUCUGCACUGCAGUGGCAUUCUCUCCACUCAUAUACUUUAUGUCACUCAAUAUGGCAAAAGAAAGGAGGAACUUUAAGGUGCUGAUGAAGAUGAUGGCGCUCCGGGAUUUAGCCUUCUGGUUCUCCUGGGGUUUGCUGUAUGCAGGCUACAUUUUAAUUGUGGCAAUUCUACUGACACUUAUCAUGAAAUCUGAUGAAUUUAUAUACCACACCAGCCAUUCUGUGAUGUUCUUCCUCUUUUAUCUCUAUGGCAUCUCUUUGAUGUCACUUGCUUUCUUGCUAAGUUCUUUGUUGAAGAAACCUAAGCUCACUGGCAUAGUUGGGUUCCUCUUCACCCUGUCCUUUGGAAGUCUUGGCCUUGCUGUAUUGUAUAACCAUGUUCCUGAACCCUUGGAAUGGGUUUUAGGUCUCUUCAGUCCUUUUGCUUUCACGGCUGGAUUUGUGCGGAUUGUACAUUUAGAAGAUGCUGUGAAAGGGGUGGAUUUUUCUGACUUUUUGGAAGACUCAUUCCCAAUGUUGGCAGUUUUUUUCCUGUUGGCUUUUGAUGCUCUUCUCUAUUUGAUGCUAGCCAUCUACUUUGACAAAGUUUUGCCUGAUAAAUAUGGGAUGCACCAUUCCCGUUUGUUCUUCCUGAAGCCAUCUUAUUGGUUUAAAAAAAGAAAAAAUUGUGUCAACAAUGAUAUCCUAGACCAUGAAGAAUACAAUGACCAGGUCUUUAAUGAUCAUGUUGAGCAAGUGCCUCCAGAAUUUCGUGGGAAAGAGGCCAUCAGUAUCAACAAUAUUAAAAAAACCUAUAAAGGGAAGGACAAGAUAGUGAAUGCUUUAAGAGGUUUGUUGCUUAAUGUCUAUGAAGGCCAGAUCACUGCAUUACUUGGUCACAGUGGAGCUGGAAAAAGUACGCUACUGAACAUCCUUAGUGGACUUUGCCCACCUUCAGAAGGCUCUGCCAUGAUAUAUAAAUACAAAGUAUCUGAAAUGGAGGACUUGGAAGAAAUUAGGAAAAUAAUUGGAGUUUGCCCACAAUUUAACAUUCAGUUUGAAGUUUUGACAGUGAAAGAAAAUCUAAGGAUUUUUGCUAAAAUCAAAGGGAUUCAGCCAAAAGAGGUUGAACAAGAGGUCCAAAAAGUUUUGACUCUGUUGAAAAUAAAAGACAUCCAGGACUGCCAAGCUAGCAGCUUAAGCAGUGGACAGAAAAGAAAGCUCACGCUUGGAAUUGCCAUUUUAGGAGACCCCCAGGUUUUGAUAUUAGAUGAGCCAACUGCUGGUUUGGAUCUCAGUUCCAGAUACCAUGUAUGGAGCUUACUGAAGGAGCAUAAAGCUAACAGAGUAACCCUGUUCAGUACCCAGUUAACGGAUGAGGCUGAUAUUAUUGCUGACCGGAAAGCUUUUAUCUCCCAUGGGAGGUUAAAGUGUGUUGGCUCUUCUCUCUUUCUGAAGAGAAAAUGGGGAAUCGGUUAUCACUUAAGCCUGCACAUCAAUGACUCUUGUGAUUCUGCAAAAAUGACAACUCUGGUCAAGCAGCAUAUUCCCAAUGCUAAGUUAUCUGGGCAGAGUCAUGAAGAACUGAUUUACUUGCUGCCCUUUGAAAAUGUGGAUAAGUUCCCUGAACUGUUCUGUGAGCUAGACGCUCAUGUGUGCCAGGAGAUUCUGAGUUAUGGCAUUUCCAUGACAACUCUGGCUGAUGUGUUCUUGGCACUGGAAGAAGAAGCAGCAAUUGAUCAAGCAGAUUAUGGUGUUUUCAGUGAGGAGCUGGCAGAAGAGGAAAGAGAUAUCUUCUCUCCCGACGAAUUGGAACAAAGUCUCCUGUCACUCUCAGACACUGGAAAGGCGACUGUAAGUGGCACAGCCCUCUGGAGACAGCAAGUCUGUGCCCUGGCAAGAAUUCGCUUCUUAAAGCUAAAGCAUGAGAGUCAAACUAUUAGGUCCAUAUUACUGGUGUGUGGUCUUCUUAUACUGCCUUUCCUGAUCUUCAAGAUAGUAAGUGAUGGAGAAAUUGUUGCCCUUACGAUGAAGGUUUCACCUCAGUUGUAUUUUCUCCAACCUGGACAGCAGCACUACCGAACACGUCACACCAGCUUAUUGAUCCUCAAUGAUACAGGUUCAGAGAUUGAGGACUUCAUCCAGGCUGUGAAAAGUCAGAAUAUAAUGUUGGAAAUAGCUAAUGGGAAAAACAUCUCAGAUGGUCAAGAAUACAAUGGGGCUAUUAAAGUAUCACUUGCAGACAAGCAUUUCAGAUUUUCAAUGAUGUGCCAUGCCAAGAGAAUCAAUUGCUUUCCAGUGCUUAUGAACAUCAUUAGCAAUGCAUUACUAAGAAACUUAAAUUCCACUAGGCAUAUUCAAGUCACGACUAGGAUGCCCCCUAUGAUGCCAUCUGAGUACAGAGUGAGGUUACUUUGGCAUUCCAUUCUUUUCAUGUCUAUUUUAGCUUCUGGUUUGGCACCUCACUUUGCAAUGAGCAGCAUAGGUGAUUACAAGAUAAAAGCUCACUCCCAGUUGUGGACUUCAGGCAUGUUCCCUUCAGCAUAUUGGUGUGGCCAGGCUCUGGUGGACAUUCCUCUCUGCUGUGCUCUUCUCUUCACAAUGACUGGGAUUAUGUUUUUAAUUAAUUAUAAAAUUAGUCUGACUCCUGGAUUAUUAGCCUUACCUAUGGUUGUGUCUAUAUUUGGCUACGCAGCAUCCAUUGUCAUCCUCACUUAUGUGAUCUCUUUUGCUUUUCGCAAAAAGAAAAGCUACAGUGACCUUUGGGCUUUUAUCUUUAUAUUUGUUUCUUUCGUGCUUAAUGGAAUUUAUUAUAUAAUCCAUGUGAACUUCAUCACGACCAUCCUCACUGCAUUGAUUCCUUUCUAUACGUUAGCUGGCUGUAUGAGAAUAAUUGUGCAGGUGUCAUCAGACCAUUUAUUUCCCCCCUGGGAAGAUGAUCAAGAAGUGAUGCUGAGCAGAGUCCACUUGCUAGUUAGCCUGGCACCAUACCUGCACUGUAUUAUUUUUAUUUUCAUUCUGCGAUGUCUGGAGUGGAAAUAUGGAAGAAAAACUACGAGAGAGGAUCCAAUCUUCAGAAUUUCUCCAAGGAAAGAGAUCUUCCGCCAAAACCCUGAAGAAUCUGAAGGAGAAGAUGAAGAUGUUCAAGCUGAAAGAAUGAGAUCCAGGAGUGUAAUGACCUGUCAGAACCAGGAAGAGAGACCAAUCCUUAGCGUCAACAGUCUACGCAAGGAAUACAAAGACAAGAAGGCCAGCUCCAUUUUUAAGAAAAGGAAGAAAGUCGCCACAAGAAAUGUCUCCUUUUGCGUUAAAAAAGGUGAGGUUUUCGGGCUACUUGGACCCAAUGGGGCUGGCAAAAGCACAACUCUAAAGGUGAUCAUUGGAGACACGUCCCUAACUGCUGGACAGGUGGUGAUGAAGGGGGUGGAUGCAGCUGCUUCUCAACCAGAAGAGGACACAACUGACUUUCUAGGGUACUGCCCUCAGGAGAACCCUCUCUGGCCAAAUCUUACUGUUCAGGAACAUCUGGAGGUUUAUGCUGCUGUGAAAGGGAUGAGGAGAGAAGAUGCUGCUGUUACUAUCAAACGGGUAGUGAAUGCUCUGAAACUUCAGGAGCAUCUUCAAAAACCAGCCAAGAAACUACCAGCAGGAAUAAGCAGAAAGGUAUGCUUUGCACUGAGCCUGCUGGGCAGGCCCAUGCUGAUGCUUUUGGAUGAACUGUCGACUGGAAUGGACCCCAUGGGGCAACAUCAUGUGUGGACAGCUGUUCGUGCUGCAUUGAAAAGUAAGAAACAAGGAGUCAUCUUGACAACCCAUUAUAUACAAGAGGCUGAGUCAUUGUGUGACCGAGUGGCCAUCAUGGUGUCUGGAAAGCUUCGCUGUAUCGGCUCCAUUCAGUACCUGAAAAGCAAGUUUGGCAAAGGUUACUUGUUGGAAAUUAAAGUGAAGGACCCAGAACAAGUUGAUCUCAUCCAUGCAGAGAUUACACGAAUCUUCCCACUUUCAGCAUGUCAGGAACGGUAUCACUCUUUGAUGGUCUAUAAGAUACCAAUGGAAAAUGUACAGUCUCUGUCCCAGGCGUUUUUCAAUUUGGAGGCAGCUAAACGUACGUUCAACCUGGAGGAGUACAGCCUUUCUCAGUCCACUUUGGAACAGGUGUUCUUAGAGCUUUCAAGAGAGCAGGAGAAAGAGGAUUUUGAUAUGAAUCUGGAUAGUACAGCCGAAUGGAAACUCCUUCAGCAGGAUGAUGAUUAAAGCUCUGCACCACAGUCCUAUAGCUCUACUAUAAACAAUAUCUGCAUGUACAAUUACAUACUACGUUAUAUCCAGUACUAACAUUGUAUUAUGGUAAUGUCGAGAGAGGAAAGUUGAGCCAGUCAUCAUGAAAACUAUUUUUUGAUUAAUUACAUUUGGCUAUGGCUACAUUUCCUUUUGGAGCAAAGAAUAUGUUCUGAGACACAUGGGACUGCAUUAGAAAGUUGGCCAAGGACCAAAAAUGGGGUUAGCUGCCAAUAAGAGAAGAUG
This is a messenger RNA of Dermochelys coriacea (leatherback sea turtle), 7301 nucleotides long. RefSeq names its product ATP binding cassette subfamily A member 6 (gene ABCA6). Lineage: Eukaryota; Metazoa; Chordata; Testudines; Dermochelyidae. The transcript has 36 exons. The record is from RefSeq and is a predicted model, not a curated record. Gene Ontology annotation, biological process: lipid transport; transmembrane transport. Gene Ontology annotation, cellular component: intracellular membrane-bounded organelle; membrane. Gene Ontology annotation, molecular function: ABC-type transporter activity; lipid carrier activity; ATP binding. Bases 2712 to 7031 code for a protein of 1439 amino acids.